AUGUUCUUGUCUGCUUCAACAGAGGUAAAGCAGGUCCUCGAAGAAACACUACCAGCAAGAGUUCGAGAGGGCAGCGUCAAAGCUGUGGAUGAAGAAUCAACCAAGAAGGGAGAGGAACCAGCGCCGCAGGCGGAAGGUGAUCCUGGAGAGGAAUCUGAAGAUGAAGGAGGCGAGGAACUACAAGAAAUUUCAGCUGCAGAGCAUGAAGAAAACAUCGUCGUUAUGGAGCAGAUCCUGGAGUCUUUUUUGGAGAUGGCAGCCGAGGGCCGCAUGCCAACGAGAGAACAGAAAAGCCAGUUUGUAUUGAAGGGGAAGGUGGAUUCCACAUCUGACCUGUUGGCAUCUCCAGAAGAGGACGUAGAAGAGGAAUUACAGGAGCAUUACUUUAUGCAGCCAAGCACAACCUUGCAGCCGCACUACACCUCUGCACCUUUGGAGGAUACCAACGUACUUCCAGUGCCUAUCUGCAAAGAAUCUGAACAGGAAGAGUUCGAGGUUCCUGAGGAGGACGAGGAGGUGGCAGAAGAGGAGGAGGAGGAGUCAAAGAGUGUGCAGGAGGCCUGGGUCAGGCGGCAGCAGCUGCUGGACGAGUUCGACGCUUUGCACGACGAGGGGCAGAGGCUGCGCAUCAUGAACUUGCUGCUCCAGUCCAGGGUGCUGCGCUCCAUGCGGCGGCCAAAGCACAAAGGCCGCGGCGCUUCGUCCACCGCCUCAGCAGCGUCCGCGUCCGCGUCGUCGCGUUCAGAACCACAGGUUGCAGGAGACCCAGUCGCGAUCGCUGAAACUCUUGAGAAAGAACUGAUGGAAGCUGGAGAGGUGCGGCGCCAUUUGGAGGCUGAGUUGAGCCACAGCGCGGAGGAGGAGCACCUGCGGAAUCGGCUAAGCGCUGCGCGCGAAAAGGUGGCUGCGAAGGAGGCACAGCUGUUGCAGCUGCAGGAAAAGGCCAUCUCCAAGAUGCGUGCGCCGCCCGGGCGCCGGCAGGAGGCGGAGCGAAUGCUCAAGCGCGUGUGGCCACAGCUGACGCGACUGCGACAGGAGCGUCUGCUGCACAUGCGCGCCGAGAACGAGAUGGAGAGCGCCAAGCGACAGGUCGCCGAGCUGGAGGCGUUCGGGCUUAAUCGCUCUGUGGCAGCCUACGAACAGCUGGCGGCCGACGGCGUCAAGCUGGCGGAACACGUGCAGGAGCGCACGGAACAACUGACAGCGCUGCGCAACGCCGCCGACAGGGACCUGCAGCAGGCGGCGCACCUGCGCGAGACGCUCCAGGGCGCCCACUAUUCCGUGCUCGAAGCACGGCGCAAUGAUGUGCGCGCCUCUAUGUUCCUGCAGAAGGCCAGACAGGAAGUGCUCAAGACGAAGAGGAGGCGUGACGUGCUGUACAAGGAGAGUUCCAAACUCACACAGCAGAUGCAACUGCUCGCAUACCCGGAGCUUCUCCGUAACCAAGAGGUGGUGCGAUGGCAUCUGCAGCUGGCGCAGGCGGAGCUGGAGAAGCUGCGUACGGCGUACGCCAACCAGGAGAGACACAUAGCAGCGGCGCGCAGUCUGCUGCAGCAGAGGGAGCAGAGUCUGGUGACGGGCACGGACGGGCAGUCGCCGCAGCAGUCUUUCAUCACGCUGCACAUUGACACCAAGCGUGGGACCUCGCGCCUCGACAUCAAAUACGACAGCUAG
Messenger RNA from Schistocerca americana (American grasshopper), 1674 nucleotides. RefSeq names its product coiled-coil domain-containing protein 96-like. Lineage: Eukaryota; Metazoa; Arthropoda; Insecta; Orthoptera; Acrididae. Gene Ontology annotation, biological process: cilium assembly. The transcript is spliced from 10 exons. Gene Ontology annotation, cellular component: ciliary basal body; axoneme. Bases 1 to 1674 code for a protein of 557 amino acids. The record is from RefSeq and is a predicted model, not a curated record.